Messenger RNA from Myotis lucifugus (little brown bat), 874 nucleotides. RefSeq names its product urocortin (gene UCN). Gene Ontology annotation, cellular component: extracellular region. Gene Ontology annotation, molecular function: hormone activity. Gene Ontology annotation, biological process: negative regulation of feeding behavior. The coding region runs from base 345 to 731 and encodes 128 amino acids. The record is from RefSeq and is a predicted model, not a curated record. NCBI's taxonomy places the organism in Eukaryota, Metazoa, Chordata, Mammalia, Chiroptera, Vespertilionidae. The transcript is spliced from 2 exons.
ACUGCAGUCUGUUCUCAGUGGUGAACGACUCUUAUGGCGCCCACAGCAAGCUUUCCGCCCCAGCCAGCGCCUUGCUCACGGGAGUCCGCUGUCGCUUCCAGCGCAAGCCCCAGAGACCUGCCCCUCGGGGGACCCGCUGGACUCGAAGCCGCGACCGUCAUCGCUCUACAACCGGUGCAUGUCCCUCGCUGACGUCAGCCGGAGCGGCCCUGGAGCUAUAUAAGCUGGCGGCGGUCCCGGGACAGACCCCGUGUUUCCCCGGCGCCCUCAGCCCGCCCCAGGGACCGACCGGAGCUCCGUCCUGCGCUGCGCAGCCGCUCUUCCCGCACCUGGCCGGCGGCACCAUGAGGCUGGCCGGACGAGAGGCGCUGCUGGCGGCGCUGCUGCUUCUGGCACAGCUGCGCCCGGGGAGCAGCCAGUGGAGCCCGGAGGAGGCGGCGGCGGCGGCCAGGGUCCGGGACCCGAGUCUGCGCUGGAGCCCCGGAGCUCGGACCCAGGGCGGCGGGGCCCGCGCGCUCCUCCUGCUGUUGGCGGAGCGCUUCCCCCACCGCGUGGGGCCCGGCAGAUGGGGAGCUGGGACCUCGGGCGAGCGGCCGCGACGGGAAGACCCUACGCUGUCCAUCGACCUCACCUUCCACCUCCUGCGGACCCUGCUGGAGCUGGCGCGGACGCAGAGCCAGCGGGAGCGCGCGGAGCAGAACCGCAUCCUGUUCGACUCGGUGGGCAAGUGACCCGCGGGGCCUGGGGCCCCGAAAACCUGGACCCGACCCCCCACCCCCGGGCUGGCACCUGCUCGACCGGAACUGACCCAUCCCGCGGGGCUGGAGCGGCCGGGGAUGCCUUGAACACUCUCUGCGUGGCUAGUUUUUAAUAA